Rubroshorea leprosula is the source of this 985-nucleotide messenger RNA. Lineage: Eukaryota; Viridiplantae; Streptophyta; Magnoliopsida; Malvales; Dipterocarpaceae. The record is from the annotation of a GenBank genome assembly.
CAAUUAAGUAUACCCUUUUGCACACCCUUCCUCAUCGUGUUAUUUCCCCUUUCUCCGCCUCAAAUCAAAAAAUUAUCCAGAGGUCAAACAACAGAAGCAGACCACCGCCAAAACCUCGCCGGAAAAAAUGACCACAUACGGCACAAUUCCGACAUCUUCCUCACCUUCCGGACCUUCCACCAAACUCGAGUACCUAUCCCGCACCAAGGAACGGAUAAAGGAGGGACUCGGUACUCGGCGACCAUGGAAGCUCUUGUUCAACCUCCGCUCAAUCAACCUCCCCGGCAAUUUCCCCGACGCGGUGACUAGAAUCAGAACGAAUCUCGCUUACUUUCGCAUGAACUACUCGAUAAUUGUACUGAUUAUACUGUUUUUGAGCCUGUUGUGGCAUCCGAUUUCGCUGAUUGUGUUCUUGGUCAUGAUGGCGGCGUGGCUGUUCCUCUACUUCCUCCGCGACGAGCCGCUGGUGGUUUUCAGCCGUACGAUCGACGACCGAGUGGUAUUGAUUGUGCUAUCGAUUCUGACGAUUGUGUUUCUGCUUCUGACUCACGCUACUCUGAAUAUUUUGGUGUCGCUGUUGAUUGGUGCGGCGGUGGUUUUGGUGCACGCGGCGUUUAGGAGGACGGACGAUUUGCUUUUGGAUGAAGAAGCCGCUGGAUUGAUGAGCGGCGUUAGUCCUGGACCUUCUGCUUCUUCCUCCUAAAAAAAAAAUUUUUUUUUUUGUAUGUCUGUUUGUUUAGUGUUUUUUUUUUUUUAAUUUUUUUUCUCUCCAAUUAAGAGGUUUUGUUAUUUUCAUUUUCACUGAUCCCGAAAUAAAUGAGAUUGGUAGUUAUCGGGUAGAUGUGUUGAAGUUUUGAAUGGUGGAUGAGAAGAGAAGGAAUCCAUUGCUAUGACUCUCAUCUCAUUCCCUCUGCCAGCUCCCAUUUGGUCCUCUCUUUUGUUCUUAGAAUUGUGAGUCUGUGAUAAUGGCAGUGGGCAUUUAUCC